AUGUGGUUCCUUUCAGGAUAUGGUACACUCUCCUCGGGUGGUAGUUUGGCCAAAGUGUUAAUGCAGGUAGAUGUCCCGAUUGUCAGUCAAAGUGGAUGUAAAAGAGCUUAUGGAUCGUCAAUCCACGACUCCAUGGUCUGUGCUGGACUCGAUCGUGGAGGCAAGGACUCGUGCCAAGGAGAUUCCGGUGGGCCACUGGUUUAUGAAGAUGGUGGAAAGUUCUACUUAGAGGGUGUGGUUUCAUGGGGAAGUGGUUGCGCCUCCCCAGGGAAGUAUGGUGUCUACGCCAGGGUCCGUUACUUACGGCAAUGGAUUGACAAGCGGAUGAAUGCCUAUUAG
Molecule: messenger RNA, 339 nt
Organism: Pocillopora meandrina
Lineage: Eukaryota; Metazoa; Cnidaria; Anthozoa; Scleractinia; Pocilloporidae
Source: the annotation of a GenBank genome assembly